Messenger RNA from Parasteatoda tepidariorum (common house spider), 1136 nucleotides. Its product is annotated as serine/arginine-rich splicing factor 4. The record is from RefSeq and is a predicted model, not a curated record. Gene Ontology annotation, cellular component: nucleus; cytoplasm. Gene Ontology annotation, molecular function: mRNA binding. Lineage: Eukaryota; Metazoa; Arthropoda; Arachnida; Araneae; Theridiidae.
AAAUUAUGAGUGAAAUUACAAAAUAUGUUGAAAAAAACAAAAAAAAUUGAGUUUUAUAAUCUCGAGUUUGCUAGUUACGCAAUGCGCAAGCUCACUUCUGCUGUUUUCAACUCAACUUCACUUGCUCUAAUGCGGUUGUUUGUAUGAUAGGUUAAGCUGAAGUAUACACGAUGAGCACCAGAGUAUAUGUUGGAAGAUUGAGUUAUGACUGUACUGAAAGAGAUUUGGAGAAAUUUUUCAAAGGAUAUGGAAGAAUAAGAGAGAUUUUACUGAAAAAUGGAUUUGGAUUUGUUGAAUUUGAAGAUGGUAGAGAUGCUGAUGAUGCUGUUUAUGAGUUAAACGGAAAAACCUUACUUGGUGAAAGAGUUAUCUUGGAGAUUGCUCGAGGUCCAGUUAGAAAGCAAACUGGUGGGAGAUUUGGCUUCAGAAGGCGAGGUAGCUGGAUUGAUAAGUAUGGUCCACCAACUCGCACUGAUUAUCGCUUGAUUGUUGAAAAUUUAAGUAGUAGAGUUAGUUGGCAGGAUCUGAAAGAUUACAUGCGUCAAGCAGGAGAAGUUACCUAUGCUGAUGCUCAUAAACAACGAAGAAAUGAAGGUGUUGUUGAAUUUUCAUCUUAUUCCGAUAUGAAGAAUGCAUAUAGCAAGUUGCAAGAUACUGAACUAAGUGGAAGAAAAAUUCAUCUGGUUGAAGAUUGUAAAGAUAGCGGUAGAAGAUCCAGGUCUCGUUCACGGUCAAGAUCACGUUCUCGCUCUCGAAGUCGCAGGAGUCGCACCAGAAGUGGAAGUCGAUCUCGCUCCAGGUCCCGUUCUGAAUAUCGAUCUGUGUCUCGUGACAGAUCUGCAUCAAGGUCUCCUUCCAGAGAAAAGGAAAGGUCAAGAAGCAGAAGUCACAGCAGGCAGAGGUCACGCUCCAGAUCUCCUCCUCGAGAUUACAGCAAUGAAUGAGUUGAUGUUAUUUACAAUGCAUGUGUAAAUAUUUCAUGUUGUGCCUGAGUAUAUUACUGUAUAAGCAUUUCUUUCACUAGUAUUUUAAAUCUACAGCCAAAAUUUCUUUUCUUAGUGAUGAUGAAUUUUCUUAAGUCAGUGUAAUGUAUUUGAUCAUGGAAGGCAUAAAUAAAGACUAUCAUAUUUGUCAAA